Molecule: messenger RNA, 149 nt
Organism: Dentiscutata heterogama
Lineage: Eukaryota; Fungi; Glomeromycota; Glomeromycetes; Diversisporales; Gigasporaceae
Source: the annotation of a GenBank genome assembly
AUAACUGGAGUGAAAAGGGUAAACGCAGAAAAACUACUGGUACUGGUCGUAUGCGAUAUCUAAAACAUGUGUCUCGACGUUUCAAGAAUGGUUUUCGAGAGGGCACCCAGCCCGUGAAACGACAGACCGUAACUAUGGCUGUGGAUUAA